CCACCCCCCCCUUCCCUCUCCGGCUCAUAUCCCAUCGCCCGAACUCUCGCCUACACACUCCCCCGAACCACACAACCAAAGAUAUGAACAUGAACACCGCACCACACCCCGCAGGCGAGCACACACCGAGCUACACACACAGUUAGACGCCACGUCGCCUCUCGAUUUGGCGGGAUCAGGUCCUCCUUGCUCUUUCCAGUAAAUAAGGUUUCUCCGCAUUGUGUAGCUUCGUAUCGGCUCGCAAUCGCAUCCCCGCGCGUCUCAGCCCUGCGCUCAUCUCGUAACGGUAGAUCAGGAGGAUGAGGAAGAUCCCCGCUCCGCUCCGCUCCCGCGUGCCUGGUGCGUUCCCCGGUCCAAGAACGAGACUACCGGUAAUGCCGGUGGCAAGGCCAAGUUUGGUUUGUCGAUCGAUUGAAAAUCCUGCUUUCCUUUCCUCUCAUCUCCAUCCCUUCCCUCUCGCUCAAGUAGAUUCCUCAACCACACUACCCCAUGCCCCCCCCUCCACCCCCCCAAGAAAGAAAUUCAACUCGCUCGGCCCGCCCCCACUAUACUCAUUCUCAGCCAACUGCUCCAGCAGCGUCAAAAACGGAUCCUUCUACCCAUCCCCCUGUCCUCCCACCCCCCGUCCUCCCCCAUUCCCAAGCGCGCCCGCUACACCGCAUCCACUCCCCGGUGAGGGCGUUUCCGCGUAGAGAUCGGUGCCGGGGGGUGCGGUGGAGAGGGGGUAGAGCCCUCCACCCCGCUGAACUGCGCGGCAUUGCCAUUGCCGUUGCCGUUACCAUUCCUCAGAUGCUCGGGGUAACCGUUGCCGGCGCCGAGGGACAUGGACGUCCUCGAGUGUCGCGGGGCGGAUGUGCCCCGUUGCUGGUGAUAGGGAAGGAAGAGGAGUUGAAGAAAUCGAGGUGUGGUAAGGUAUCUGUUGUUGCUGAAGUCGGGUUGUUGCCGUUUGUGGAGGAGUCGUGGAGGCGCGUAGGAAGCUCAUUCCCCUCCCCCGCGUCUUUCUUCCUCUUCCCCGUCGCCGUCGUCGCAGUAGUUGGAUACGCCGCUAUCCCAUCCGGGAAAUGCGACGACGCCGCGGGCAUCGCAUGCAAAUUAUGCGCGCGAUACUCCUCAUCCGCCGCCGGAUGCCUCAACGACACCUCCGCCAACGAGGCAUGCGCGCCAUCAAACGACGCCCCAGGUGCCGCAUACCGAUCAAAGAAAUCCUCCAGAUGA
This is a messenger RNA of Pseudogymnoascus destructans, 1215 nucleotides long. RefSeq lists its product as uncharacterized. The record is from RefSeq and is a predicted model, not a curated record. NCBI's taxonomy places the organism in Eukaryota, Fungi, Ascomycota, Leotiomycetes, Thelebolales, Thelebolaceae. The coding region runs from base 490 to 1215 and encodes 241 amino acids. The transcript has a single exon.